GAAUAUCCUCAUUUUCAUCAACAUCAUCUACAUCAUCAACAAAUACAGUAAACAAUACAGAUAAUCACAUCGAAAUCAGAAUCAGAAUGAAGAUCGACGUCCACCACCACUUCUACCCCCCAGUCCUCCGGGAAGCCAUCGACGCUGCCGGUGGUGAUCCCUCCGGAUGGUACCUUCCCCCCUGGACCCUCGCUCUGGACCAGGAAAUCAACCGCAUCAUGAACGUGUCCACCACCAUCCUGUCCGUGACUGCUCCCGGUCCUGUCAUCGCCAAAGAGCCUUCUGCCGCCGCCCAACUCGCCCGGGAAUGCAACCUCUACGCAUCGCAGAUCCGCGACGCCAACCCCAAGCAGUACGGCUUCUUCGCCUCGCUGCCCUCCCUCUUCGACACCGACCUCGCUCUCGAAGAAAUCCGCUACGCCCUGGACAUCCUCAACGCAGACGGCGUCACCCUCUUCACCCGCUACGGCGAUGGCAACAACUAUCUCGGCCAUGACGCCUUCAUCCCCAUCUGGGCGGAACUCAGCCGUCGCAACGCCGUCGUCUUCAUCCACCCCACCCACCCCGUCGAUCUCAACCUUAUCAACCCCUCCAUGCCACAGCCCAUGUUCGACUAUCCGCAUGAAACCGGCCGUUCUGCAAUGGACCUCAUCACGUCUGGCCGUCUCCGCCAGAACCCCGGCUGCAAGGUGAUUCUCUCGCACGCAGGCGGGACUCUCCCCUACCUCAUCCACCGCUCCGCCACCAUGCUGCCCUGUAUGCCGGCCGACCGCAACAUCGGCAUCAGCAGGGAUGAGAUUCUGGAGACAGCGAGGGAAUUCUACUUUGACACGGCGAUCUCCGCAAACGAAGUCACGCUGCAGGCGUUGUUUGCGUUUGCCAAACCGGGCCAUGUCCUCUUUGGGAGUGACUUUCCCAAUGCGCCGAAAGAUGCGAUCGUCCGGUUUACGAGGUUUGUGGAGGAGGAAUUGCCGGAUGGAGUUACGGUGGAGGUGCAGAGGGAGAAUGCGCUGGAGUUGUUUCCGCGGUUGAGAGAGGAUGUUCAGGCGCAUCUGUGAUCUACAGUAUAAUGUAUCUCCUUGUGGAGAGUCUACCUUUAUAGUAAUGCAUUUAUUCUCCUUCGAG
Aspergillus wentii DTO 134E9 is the source of this 1125-nucleotide messenger RNA. RefSeq names its product amidohydrolase family protein. Gene Ontology annotation, biological process: secondary metabolic process. NCBI's taxonomy places the organism in Eukaryota, Fungi, Ascomycota, Eurotiomycetes, Eurotiales, Aspergillaceae. Gene Ontology annotation, molecular function: hydrolase activity; carboxy-lyase activity. The record is from RefSeq and is a predicted model, not a curated record. The transcript is spliced from 2 exons. Bases 87 to 1058 code for a protein of 323 amino acids. Gene Ontology annotation, cellular component: cytoplasm; cytosol.